Benincasa hispida (wax gourd) is the source of this 700-nucleotide messenger RNA. The record is from RefSeq and is a predicted model, not a curated record. Lineage: Eukaryota; Viridiplantae; Streptophyta; Magnoliopsida; Cucurbitales; Cucurbitaceae.
CAAAUUUUGGGGUGCAUAGUUAUUCGUCCAAACACUCAAAAUUUUGGGGGUGGCACGUGCUUCACCCCUUCUUCAAACACACAAAAUCUAUAUUUUCUUUUUCUCUAUUUCUCUUAUUUCCUUUCUUCAUCUCUCCACACAAAAUCUCAAUCUUCUUUCUCUAAAAUCUCAACCCUUAUUUUCUCAAAUCACAAGUUUCAGCACUUGAAACCCAUAUCGUUCUCAUUCCUCUCUUUAUCAUUCUCAACUCCACACGAUGCCCUAAAAUGUGCGCCUGCAUUCCACCAUUGUCGAUUGAUUUUCCAUCGUCUCCGUCGAUUGCAACAACUUUGGUGAAUAACUCGAUCCUCGAUCCCCACUGUGAAGAACUCAAUUCAAUCCAGAACUCACUCCUCGAUCUGAUCCAGAAAUCGAUUCUCGAUGCCCAUUAUGAAGGACUCGAUCCGGUCCAGAACUCGAUCCAAGUCUUGAUUCGAUCCAAACUCCCCCACUAUGAAGAAUUCGAUGUUCGCCCAGAUCUGCCGCAAAACAAAAUCCACUCAAUGCUCCCCCACUCGAUGUUCGACCGAUUCGAACAGGAGAGACUUUUAAAGCAGGUAGAUGAAGAUCAAAGAUGAAAGCUCGAUUCCAUGAUACUAUAAUCCUCAAAAUUUGAUGAAUUUUGUAUUUUUGAACCUUGUAUGGUUGAAAAUUACAUUUG